Microtus oregoni (creeping vole) is the source of this 1809-nucleotide messenger RNA. RefSeq names its product cytochrome P450 2J3. Gene Ontology annotation, biological process: xenobiotic metabolic process. The record is from RefSeq and is a predicted model, not a curated record. Gene Ontology annotation, molecular function: iron ion binding; heme binding; oxidoreductase activity, acting on paired donors, with incorporation or reduction of molecular oxygen, reduced flavin or flavoprotein as one donor, and incorporation of one atom of oxygen. The coding region runs from base 37 to 1542 and encodes 501 amino acids. The transcript is spliced from 10 exons. Gene Ontology annotation, cellular component: cytoplasm; intracellular membrane-bounded organelle. Lineage: Eukaryota; Metazoa; Chordata; Mammalia; Rodentia; Cricetidae.
CCAAGAGCGUCGAGAGAUCCUGCCUGAGUACCAGCCAUGCUCUCUGCAACAGGCUCCCUGGUGGCCGCCAUCUGGGCAGAGCUCCAUCUGAAGACUCUGCUGCUGGCUGCUGUUGCCUUCCUCUUCCUGGCUGACUACCUCAAAAAGCGGCGCCCCAAGAACUACCCGCCAGGGCCCAGGCCCCUGCCCUUUGUGGGCUGCUUGUUUUAUUUGGACCCAAAGCAACCCCACCUAGCCCUCCAGAAGUUUGUGAAGAAAUACGGGAACGUUUUAAGCUUCGAUUUUGCUAAUAUACCCUCAGUGGUUAUAACUGGCAUGCCCUUAAUCAAAGAAGUCUUUACUCAAUUGGAGCCAACUUUUCUGAAUCGUCCUGUCACUCUUCUCCGAAAACAUCUCUUUAAGAAAAAUGGACUGAUCUUCUCCAGUGGCCAGACAUGGAAGGAGCAAAGAAGGUUUGCCCUGAUGACUCUGAGAAACUUUGGGUUGGGAAAGAAGAGCUUAGAGCAGCGCAUACAGGAGGAGGCCAGCUAUCUUGUGGAGGCCAUAAAAGAGGAGGGAGGACAGCCAUUUGACCCUCACUUCAAUAUCAAUAAUGCAGUUUCCAAUAUAAUUUGCUCUAUCACCUUCGGAGAGCGCUUUGAGUACCAGGAUAGUCGGUUUCAGGAGAUGCUGAGGCUGCUGGAUGAGGUCAUGUGUUUGGAGUCAUCACUGAUGUGCCACCUCUACAAUAUCUUUCCAAGGAUAAUUCAUUAUCUUCCUGGAUCACACCGAACACUUUUCAGAAACUGGAGAAAGCUGAAAUUGUUUGUUUCUGAUAUAGUUAACAAUCACCGGAGAGACUGGAACCCUGACGAGCCGAGAGACUUCAUUGAUGCUUUCCUCACGGAAAUGACAAAGUAUCCAGACAAUACUACAAGUUUCAAUGAAGAAAACCUCAUCACCACCACUCUGGACCUCUUCUUUGCUGGAACAGAGACAACAUCCACGACCCUGCGCUGGGCUCUGCUCUGUAUGGCCCUCUACCCAGAAGUCCAAGAAAAAGUGCAGGCUGAGAUUGACAGAGUGAUUGGUCAAGGAAGACAGCCAAGCCUGGCUGACCGAGACUCCAUGCCCUACACCAAUGCUGUCAUCCACGAAGUGCAGAGGAUGGGCAACAUCAUUCCCUUUAAUGUUCCCAGGGAAGGGGCUGUUGCCACCAAGUUGGCUGGAUUUGACCUGCCAAAGGGAAUCAUGGUGCUGACCAACCUAACUGCAUUGCACAGGGACCCCAAAGAGUGGGCCACUCCAGAUGUCUUCAACCCAGAGCACUUUCUGGAGAAUGGAGAGUUUAAGAAGAGAGAGGCUUUUCUGCCAUUUUCAAUGGGAAAACGAGCUUGUCUUGGAGAGCAGUUGGCCAGGUCUGAGCUGUUCAUUUUUAUCACUUCCCUUAUCCAAAAAUUUACCUUCAAGCCCCCAGUCAAUGAGAAGCUGAGCCUGCAGUUCAGAAUGUCUGUUACCCUUUCACCCGUCAGUCACCGCCUCUGUGCAAUUCCUCGGCUGUGAUGUUGAAAAAGGAAAGUAUGAAGAAAUGGCAUCUGCUUGGAAGACCCUGGUGCCUCCUCACAUUUGAGGGGACAGAAUGAAGGUGACCAGCGAUAAUGAGACUAAAGAGAUUGAAUCCAAUUGUGGAUUCAUAAGUAGAAAAUCAUUUAUGAGAUCAAUUAGAUUUCUCACCUAAGACUUUGAGAGAAAUAUGAUUCCUCCAGUAAAGAAAAUGCUCGCAGAGAUCAUGAGAAAUGGUGGAUUAAAUUGAUAUGGAAAUCACAAAAA